Molecule: messenger RNA, 807 nt
Organism: Pyrgilauda ruficollis (rufous-necked snowfinch)
Lineage: Eukaryota; Metazoa; Chordata; Aves; Passeriformes; Passeridae
Gene: HELT
Product: helt bHLH transcription factor
Exons: 4
Coding region: 76-807 (243 amino acids)
Biological process (GO): regulation of neurogenesis; regulation of transcription by RNA polymerase II; anterior/posterior pattern specification
Cellular component (GO): nucleus
Molecular function (GO): RNA polymerase II cis-regulatory region sequence-specific DNA binding; DNA-binding transcription factor activity, RNA polymerase II-specific; protein dimerization activity
Source: RefSeq, a predicted model, not a curated record
AGAGAAAAGGGUGGAAAAACGGGGAAUACGAGGGAGGACGUGGGAGUUUCCGAGAGAACAACUGCCCGAGCUCACAUGGCGGGGAUAUCGCCGUUUACCGCAGUGGUGAGGACGCCGGUUUCCCACAAAGUGAUUGAGAAGCGGAGGAGGGACCGCAUCAACCGCUGCCUCACCGAGCUGGGGAAGACGGUGCCCAUGGCUCUGGCCAAGCAGAGCUCGGGGAAGCUGGAGAAAGCGGAGAUCCUGGAAAUGACGGUGCAGUACCUGCGUGCCCUGCACUCGGCGGACUUUCCCCGCGGCCGGGAGAAGGCAGAGCUGCUCUCCGAGUUCGCUAAUUACUUCCACUACGGCUACCACGAGUGCAUGAAGAACCUGGUCCACUACCUGACGACGGUAGAGAGGAUGGAGACCAAAGACACCAAGUACGCCCGCAUCCUGGCCUUUCUCCAGUCCAAAGCACGCUUCGUUACUGAGCCUCUCUUCACGUCCCUGGGCUCCCUCCCGGAGCCGGACUUUUCCUACCCGCUGCAUCCUGGGCCCGAGUGCCCCGGGCAUGUCCACAGUCCCGCCGAGGGCGUGCUCCAGCCGCCCUCGGGGGGGCCAUUCCCCUGGCACGGCGCCGCCCGCAACCCCUCCCUGCCCUACCACUUGCCCAGCGCCGCCGUACCCCUCGCCAACCCCGGCCAGCAGCGCAGCACUUUCCUCUCAUCCGUGCAGGGGCUGGACCGCCACUACCUCAACCUCCUCGGCCAUUCCCACCCCAACGCCUUCGGGCUGCCCCCGGGCCAGCACCCCUCCAUGCUAUAG